AGCAUGUGGCGCCUCCGUAGUCUGCUGUGCAAACCCUUCAAUCGAGGUAAGGGUCUGAAUGUGCAGCCUACUCAUGCCUUGUGUACUACUGAAGGCUGUAUUGUAAUAGCAAGUUUUGUCUUAGACAGCUGGCAGCCGUCUGUUUCGAGGAGUUUUUCAACAUUUUUUUAUUUUUUAAAUUUCUCAUAUGUAUUUGGUGAGUGGAGCCAACGUAGUUCAGCGGAACAACCAACAUAACAGAGACCGAAGCUUUUGGUCUAGUUUUGUCUGUGCUAUAGUCUUUGCGUGGAAGAACACUUGUUGAUCUAAGACUACACAUGCAUAUGUGCAGCCGCUUAAUGCGGUUUUGUACAGCCCACCAACUCGAAACUGAGGCCUGCUACUGAACUUCGAUGAGAGCCUUUUGAGUUUAAGGAGCUUGCAGCCUAAAAAUCUAAAGCCGAACGUUAAGGGAUUUUAAAUUCAGCCAAAUCAUUGGAGUUCGAGUUAGUACCGUAUGAGAGGCACCCAUAGAAACAAGCCAAACUUCACCAUCGUUGACAGGAGGGCAAUCCUUGAAGUAUGUCAUCUAACUCAAGCUGUUGGGAAACUGAUUCAGAUUAAGCAGUGUAAGAGGCACCCAGAGAAACUAGCCAAACUCCACCAUCGUUGACAGGAGGACAAUCCUUAAUAUAUGUCAUCUAACUCAAGCUAUUGGGAAACUGAGUCAGAUCAAGCAGGUGACUUAUCUUCUUUGAUUUUAAAUGGAAGAGUACAUGUAGAUGAAGAAAUGUUGAAAGGUUAUGCAAAAGAUGGCCAAAUUGAUUCACCAGACAAAGAGGGUAAAACCCCACUGAUGAUAGCAUGCUUGCAUGGUCUUCCAGGAACUGUUCAGUCCUUAUUAGCAGAUGGGGCUGACCCUAACUCCAGGAAUGCCACUGACGGUAAUACCCUGCUCCAUUAUGCUUGUAUGGUAGUUGGAAAAACGGAAGGGGAUUCUUUGUCUGGAAAAUAUUAUCGUCCAUCAAACUGGAUGGCAGCUAAGCUUGCAAUUACCAAGCUGCUUGUUAAUCUUGGAGCAGAAAUUCUUCAGGAAAAUGAGGAUGGAUGGAUCCCUGCAUAUGUAGCUUCAUUGUACCGCCUGACGGACGUUGUUGACUUCCUCAUAUCGAUGGAUGAUGUAUGUUGGGAGGUCAAGAUAAGGGCAAAUGAAAUAAUGGGAGUUUCUCAUGUUGCUUUGGAUGAUCAAUACAACUUUCAGAAUGCAUUCUAUCCUUUUUCAAAAGCCAUAUCCUACCAGAAACAGUCUGGUCUCCCCGAACCACAAUCAGGAACCUCAAAACUUGCAGAAUGUGUUUCCAAAACCUCCCUGAAAGAAUGCCGAACACACCAAGAAAUCACAUCGAUCAAAGAGUCGAGAGUUGCUUUGAUGGUGCAUGCCUUUCUGCUUGGGGAGAGGCUUUUUCCCGAUCAGCUAAAGAAGAAGUAUCUCUACCCACUCAUGGCCAGAUUCGGAGUUGAGUUGAUGUUUGAUAAGCAAAUGUACAAGGAAGGCUUCCAAAUAUUGUCUUGUGCCCUUGUGUUGGAGCAGAGAGGUGAAUUGAGGUUAGGAACAUUAGCCUCACACCUGGCUCAAAAAAGUGGAUCAUUUCAAGGAGUAUUUACUAUUAGAUCUGGAAAACGAGUGCCAGUACAUGAAUUCUGUCAGGGUGCAAGGCAGCUGUUGCAUUCUUAUGCAUCCACUCUGCAUGAGGCUCCAAUAAACUCAAUACUACAGAAUAAGAAAACAAUCAUUGAAAGCUUCGGUGGAAUACUGUUCAACGAAACAUUCUAUUGCUCAAACAUUGAAAUCUUGAAGUCCAUAUUUCAGGCUGUAGAGAAGUCACUGAGGGUCAUCCAGGGUAGAGUUCUGAUGGAAGCUCCAGAGAAGUAUCAAGAGAUGCCUUCAGUAAUCUUCAAAAUGAUGGAACUCUUGGGUGAUGUCUUUGACAGAAAACCCAAUUCAAAUCUACUUAGAGUGAAGUUCGUAAUAUCAAAGAUCCUGUUCUAUGAUAAUGUUUCAUAUAAGGACAGACAUGGAUCCAACAUUCUCCACCUAUUAGCAUACUGUGGCGAUGCAAGUAGGUACAUCAAGUACCUUAGGGAUCUUGCCAGGAUCAUUGUACGUCAUGGAUGUCCAGUAGAUGUUCUGAAUGAUGAUGGUGAAACCCCUCGAAGCCUCUUGGAAAAUGACGUUUAUGGUGGCCGUGAUUUUCUAACAUUAUUGAGCCCGCCAACAACAGUAAUGCGCCUAGAGGAACUGGCCAUCAGAACAAUCUUACUGCACCAUAUCAAUUACAGGGACACACUUCCUCCAAGUUUGUGUGGGAUGAUAGAAGGCAGCACUGAGGAAUGCGAUUUAGAAAGAGUUGGUGACUACUGUGAGGAUGUCAGCGAGGAUGAUAGCGAGGAUUUUAGUGACAAUAGUGAGGACGAGGAUUACAGUGAGUGGACAAGUGAUUAGGUACCUUGUCAAAAGCCAGAGCUACUAGAGUCUUUCCUUCAGAAAUCCCACAAGCAGCUUUUCAUUUCAAAUCAUCACAGACAAAAUAAUGGUGAAAGCUGCUACUGCCUGGAGAACGGGAUUCUUGCUAAAAGACUCCGCUCAAACUUUUGACAAGAUACCUUAGAAUGAGAGGGCAAGUGGGAUGAAAGAAGAUGGGGAUUAGAGUAAACCCUAUCUAGACCUGGGGGGGGAUGGCCUCAGAGGCCAUCCUGCUCAAACUUUUGACAAGAUACCUUAGAAUGAGAGGGCAAGUGGGAUGAAAGAAGAUGGGGAUUAGAGUAAACCCUAUCUAGACCUGGGGGGGAUGGCCUCAGAGGCCAUCCUGCUCAAACUUUUGACAAGAUACCUUAGAAUGAGAGGGCAAGUGGGAUGAAAGAAGAUGGGGAUCAGAGUUAACCCUAUCUAGACCUGGUAGGUGAUGGCCUCAGAGGCCCCCUCAACUUUUUCGCGCGAUAUUUUCGGAAUGCGAUAAGCUCUCACUACGAUGUUUUGUGACUUUCCUUCAAUGUCUAGCAUCUUUUGAGACCUACCUUGCGACGCCCGGGUUUGCGCUUUCGAAAUUACACAUUUUGCAAGUUCAUGUCAGACCCCAAAUUGCUCAAAAACAUGAUUUUGUGUACUAAGUCAGUGGAAUGUAUGAUUAUUUUUACUUUUGCUGAUUUAAAAGGAUUUAUUUUUGCUAUUCAUGAUCGCAAGAGUCCCGACAAAGUUCAUUGAAAAAACAAUGAAAAAUAAAAGGUAAAAAAAACAAGAAAUACAUAUAAAGAAAUUACAAAUACCAUACAUAAGAUAUUGAUCAGAUAUUGCAAUUCUUUUCCCUGUACAUUUGCUAAAAACAUUUGAGAGUUUCUAAACUAAAAAUUAGGACAUUUGGAGCUUUAUUUACAGAGAUUAAGCAAAAGUAUGAUUUUGCACACUAAUUUUUGCAUAAAUAAGCGUAAUUAAUAGCAAUUUUCAUGAAAUAACUAACCAUAGCCUACUAUGUCUCAGGCAACGUGCGGUCGACAGCCAUAUGAUCUCCCAGAAUACCCCGGCCAAGAUACUGUAGGGUUAAAAGAAGAGUGAGGAUUUGAGUGAAAGGAGAACUGAGGUGAUUGAAGGCUAUGAUUAAAACAUGUCAAUGCCCUUGAAUGUUUUUUAUUUAUGUGUGUAUUUUUAGGGGAAUUUUGUUGUUUAUCUUAUUCUAUUGGUGAACAAUUUUGGUUUGGGAAAAAAUACUGUCAUAUUUUUUUUAUAUCCUACAUGUACAUGUAUUAUGAUUGGUUCAUAUCUACAUGUAGCUGUGAUAAUGAAAAGAAAAUGCCCAUGAAGAUAAUUUUGUAUGACGCGAUGGGAUUGUGCACAAUUCCAUCUUUGACGUUACAGAUAAUGCAAUCUCUCGGAUGCACCAGAUAGUGAGGUGUCUCUACCGGGCAAUUUCUGUGAAGGGACCGAGCAGGCAGUAAUCAGAUUACGCCGUGUGCGAUGACUUAUCAAAAGUAAAAUGCAACCAGGCUCUGCAAGCGCAGCGCUUGAUCAAGAUAUUGGUUCAGACUGAGGAUGAAGCAUUAGGAGUAGAUUAUCAAGAUCUAUUGUUCUAUCCCAUUAGAAGUAGGAUAUAAAACAAUAUACCAGGCAUUUCUUUCAAAAGUAUGAACGAAAUUAUUCACCCUCGUUUGCCACUUUCCUUCUUCAAAGUCUGGUAUAUCUGUAUGCUGUUUCAAGAUACAUGAAUGACAGUAAAAUGAUAGUAGGUUAGGAGUGAUUUUCCACAGAUUUAAUAAAUUUUACUGUACGACCACAAAUGAAACAAACCCACUUUACCUACAUUACUGAAUUAAGGAAGAAUUC
Lytechinus pictus (painted urchin) is the source of this 4354-nucleotide messenger RNA. RefSeq names its product protein fem-1 homolog C-like. NCBI's taxonomy places the organism in Eukaryota, Metazoa, Echinodermata, Echinoidea, Temnopleuroida, Toxopneustidae. Gene Ontology annotation, molecular function: protein binding; transcription cis-regulatory region binding. The transcript is spliced from 3 exons. The record is from RefSeq and is a predicted model, not a curated record. The coding region runs from base 674 to 2482 and encodes 602 amino acids. Gene Ontology annotation, cellular component: ciliary inversin compartment; nucleus. Gene Ontology annotation, biological process: protein localization to ciliary inversin compartment; positive regulation of transcription by RNA polymerase II.